UGCCUCGCGUUAUGGUAUGCGGUAAGCUGCAUCUCCUCUAUCAGAGUAGUUCUCUCCUUCAAUGAUGUUGGUCUGCAGGUGACUUGGUCUGGGCUCACCAAGAGUGCCAGGAGAUAUUCAACGGUCUAGCAGAGGUCGUGCGAAUGGACUCUCCCGACCGCGCAGACUUCCUCGCAGGUCUCAAGCCCGGUGGGAAGUAUGAAGGCGUCGUGGGUCUGUACCGACACAAUGUCUCUACAGACCGUAUCGGUCUAUUCGACAAGGAAAUCAUCGAUGCUCUUGCCGCUGCAGGCGUGAAGUGGAUCGCACACAACGGCGCAGGAUACGAUCAAAUCGACGUACUGUAUUGCAAAGAGAAGGAUAUCUGGGUAUCAAACACCCCAGGUGCCGUCGACGACGCGACAGCUACGACGGGCUUCUACCUCAUGAUCUCCGCGCUGCGGUGCUUCUCGCGCGCGGAGCGUACCCUACGUGCCGGCGGGUGGAAGUCGACGCACAAGCCCGGCGAGGCGCACGACCUGACCGGGCGCACGCUCGCGGUUCUCGGCCUCGGCGGGAUCGGGCUGCGACUCGCGGAGCUCGCGCACGCGUUCCCGAUGCGCAUCGUCUACCACAACCGGCGGCCCAACCCCGACGCGCCCGCGUGGUGCGAGUACUUCGGUGCGGACAGGCUGGACGAGAUGCUCGCGCAAGCGGACGUGCUGAGCGUGCAUGUCCCGCUGAAAGACUCGACGGUCGGGAUGGUAGACGAGACGAUGAUUCGCAAGCUGAAGCGCGGGGCGGUGAUCGUCAAUACUGCGAGAGGGAAGGUCAUUGACGAGCCUGCCAUGAUCAGGGCUCUUGAGGAUGGACAUCUCGGUGCUGUCGGCUUGGACGUGUUCCCCGACGAGCCGCAAGUGAAUCCACGCUUGCUAGACUUCCCUAAUGCAACACUCCUCCCUCACAUGGGUACGGAGACGUGUGACUCACAGAAGAAGAUGGAGAUUCGUGCACUCUCCAAUCUUCGCGACUUCCUGACGAAGGGCAAGGGCUUCGACAUCAUCCCAGAGUUCAAGUAGACGUAGAAUAAACCAUAUGAUGCAACUGUACUUUAUCUUGGUAUAUUCCGAGCCAAUCGCCCUUCGAGCCGCGCUA
This is a messenger RNA of Rhodofomes roseus, 1134 nucleotides long. Its product is annotated as D-isomer specific 2-hydroxyacid dehydrogenase. Gene Ontology annotation, cellular component: cytosol. The record is from RefSeq and is a predicted model, not a curated record. Gene Ontology annotation, molecular function: NAD binding; glyoxylate reductase (NADPH) activity; hydroxypyruvate reductase [NAD(P)H] activity. The transcript is spliced from 4 exons. NCBI's taxonomy places the organism in Eukaryota, Fungi, Basidiomycota, Agaricomycetes, Polyporales, Fomitopsidaceae. Bases 144 to 1058 code for a protein of 304 amino acids.